GCCAGUCUCUGCCAAUCCCCCCCUUCCCGAUAUAAUGCCCCAGAGCGCAUACAAGCGUCACAUGAGCGCCAACGACAUCGGCUACUCUUUCCCUAAUAGGCCACGGCCAAGCGUGUGCGGCCCAGCGGACCUACAAAAGCAUCGGCGAUCCUCUUUUAAAGACGGAGGGUUUGGGAACGGCCGUUUUUACCCCCGCCACGCGGUGAGCGUACCAGAUAUCACUCGCGGACCCAGAUACCUCAACAUGCCACCGCGUGGACUCUUUUCCGCGCCGGCUACCGGGCCUGACCGUCAGCCCAAGCAACGCUGUAAGCUAAUGGAAGCCGAGCGCCACCAAGGCAAGGCCUCCACCCAACGAGAACGCCAGAGGUACGUCACCAAAGAUGGAAAGUGCCAGGUCAACCUGGGUCGCAUCGAGGAAAAGGGGCGCUUCCUUUCAGACAUUUUUACCACCAUCGUUGACCUCAAGUACCGCUGGUUUCUCUUUGUCUUCAUGAUGUGCUACAUCGUGACAUGGCUGCUCUUCGCUACCGUCUACUACCUUGACGCUUUCUGGCGCAACGACCUGAACCACAUGGACGACGACGACUGGUACCCGUGCUUCCAGAACAUCGACAGCUUUCUCUCAGCGCUCCUCUUUUCCGUGGAGACCCAGCGCACCAUCGGCUACGGCUCCCGCAUGGUGACUUCUAACUGCCAAGAAGGGGUCUACCUCGUCAUGGCCCAAUCCAUCGUAGGCUCCAUGAUAGACGCCCUCAUGGUGGGCUGCAUGUUCGUCAAGAUCUCCAGACCGAAGAAGAGAGCCCAGACGCUGAUUUUCAGCCAGAACUGCGUGGUGUGUCCACGCGACGAAAGACUUUGCCUCAUGUUCCGCAUAGGGGACCUGCGAGACAGCCACAUGGUGGACGCCAAGAUCAGGGCCAAGCUCAUCAAGUCUAGACAGACGUACGAAGGGGAAUUCCUCCCUCUCGAACAGUCAGAGAUAAACCUCGGCUACGAGACCGGGGAAGACCGCUUGUUCUUGGUGGAGCCGCAAGUGAUCUGCCACACGAUCGACGAGAACAGUCCGUUCUGGGAAAUGGGGCCGCAGCAGCUACUCCGAGAGCAGUUCGAGAUCAUUGUCAUUUUAGAGGGAAUCGUGGAGGCCACAGGCAAGUAA
Molecule: messenger RNA, 1159 nt
Organism: Spea bombifrons (plains spadefoot toad)
Lineage: Eukaryota; Metazoa; Chordata; Amphibia; Anura; Pelobatidae
Product: G protein-activated inward rectifier potassium channel 4-like
Exons: 1
Coding region: 35-1159 (374 amino acids)
Biological process (GO): potassium ion import across plasma membrane; regulation of monoatomic ion transmembrane transport
Cellular component (GO): plasma membrane
Molecular function (GO): inward rectifier potassium channel activity
Source: RefSeq, a predicted model, not a curated record